CAAUAUUUUACGCUGUGUAAUUGGGGCGCCUCGUGAUAGUGGGACAAGAGCAGUGGUUGUGAGGUGGCAGGGAAGGAAGCUCGUGUUCUUUAGUGCCCCAUCCGAAGAGGUAGAAAAGGGGGCCAUCCACUACCCGGCUGCAGUCUCCUCUUGAGCCCCAAGAGGAAGAAGAAGAAGAAGAAGAAGAGGAAGAGAACGAGGAAGUAGGAAAGGAAGGAGAACAAGUAGGUGGAGGAGGAGGACGGAAGACACAACACAAGCUAAAACACACACACACACACACACACACACACACACACACACACCAUAACUCUUCCCUACCACCACCACCACCACCACCACCACCAUGGGUAUCUGUUCCCGCUGCUUCUGUGACCCCUACAAGCUGACCUACAUCUCCGCCAUCGUGACCAGCAUUGAGGCGGUGGCGUUCGCGGUCCUCAACAUCGUCUUUAUGUGCAUGUACAAAUGUGCCAUCGCGCCGCCCAGUGAAGUCGCGCUCGGAUUCGACAAGUUUUGGCGCUUCUACUUCUUCGACGAAGACUCGUGCAUAAAGCAGGGCCACCACAUUCCCUGGUGGGCUACAACCAACAACUCUGACUACGUGUUCGCUCUUUCUGACGACGAGAGGUCCCUCACGACGCCCCAUGACAACUACAUCUACCAGACGACCUACCUCGGCCUCCACACAGCCUGGAUCGUCACCGGCCUGAUCCUGAUAUACGGUAACGCCCGGAAGAAGUGGGGUUACUACAUACCAUGGCUGCUGGUGUCCACGGCGAUCAUGGUGAUGGACAUAACGGUCUCCGCCUUCUGCAUCACGGACCUGGUGACGGUGGACUCGAAGGGCUACAAGAGCGCCAUGUUCUGGAUCCUCGCCCUCUACUUCCGCCUCUUCCUCAUCUUCUUCCUUAACAUGUCCGAGUUCGCCAGCGCCUUCAACGCCUUCUGCAAAUCCCGCCACAAGAGGAGCAAGCAGGCGCGGCAGAGAGAGAAAAUGGCGAAGGCGCACCAGGAGGAACUUCAGAGGGCGGAGGCUGCGGCGGAGGCGCGGGCGAAGGCGCAGAUGGCGGAGGAAUACCAGAAGCGGGAGCAGCAGCAGCAGUAUCAGCAUCAGCAUCAGCAUCAGGGAGGAGGCGUGGAGAUGCGCAAGAUACCGCCGCCGGUGCCCAAGAAGCCCGCGGCGCCACAUGAGCUGCGUCCCUUCAGCUACCUCAACCCCGCCUUCCGCCCCAACGACCCGACGGACGUGGAGGGCAUGAGGGCACACUCCGCCUUGCCCGAGGACCUUAUUGGGGGGCCCUUGAGCAUACCCUCUCCUCUGGCCGGCCCCUACUUCCCUAGCGACGGGUACGACAAGACAGGAGGCUUUCCCCGACGGCAUGACUCUGUGAGGGCUGACCGCACCCAGGCGCCGCACCCCGCCCUCAGACGAUUCUCCUCCACCCGCAUCCAGCCCAGCCACCCCAGGAGGCCCUUGGACCCCGCCCCGGACUAUGACUUCACGUUGAAACGCGGACCUCCCGGCGCCGGCCAACAGCAAAUGCCUCGCGUCAACAGCCGGGCCCAGCAACCCAGGGACGGCGCCCCCCAUGGCUACCCCCAGCGGCCCCCCAGCUACGGCGCCCCAGGACCCUCUGCCCCCCCUUAUGAUCCAGACCAAGGGAUGCAAAGAACUCUCUACCACGUAUAGCCAAACACACCAAAGCCCUUAUUCUUGAUCCCCUUUGACUCUCACAACAGUUUUCAAAGGUCGGGUUAUCAUGAGUGUGUUUUAUGAUCAAUCUGCAGGAGCCUUGUCAAACUAUCAUCAGGCUCAUAAAACUACCAAUGGAGAUACCCACAACUCUUUCUUUGCUUCGUUUUCAAAGGCUACAAAGGGUUUUCAUGAGUGUUUUUUUUAUGAUCAUGUUACAGGAAGCCUUGUCAAACUACCACCAGGGUCACAAAACUAAUGGAAAUACCCACAACUAGCUUUUCAUUAUAUUUUCAAGGGCUACAUAUGUCUGUAUAGUCUAUCCUAAGCAUUAAACAGAAAGCAUAUCACACCUCAGAAUGCUACUUGUUCAUGAGAAGUAUACUAAAUAAUGUUGAAUCGUGUAUAGAAAAGAGGGAAUAUUGUAUUUUUGUUAUAUAAUUCGUAUAGUUUGUAGAAAGGAAUGAAGGCGAACAAAGUAUAUAUCUACGUUUUUAUAUUAUUUUUGUUAUGUGUGUGUAGGUGUAUGUGUGUGUGUGUGUGUUUAAAAAAAGGUAAUAAAAAUGUCCGUUGUCAAAGUCA
Molecule: messenger RNA, 2278 nt
Organism: Eriocheir sinensis (Chinese mitten crab)
Lineage: Eukaryota; Metazoa; Arthropoda; Malacostraca; Decapoda; Varunidae
Exons: 9
Coding region: 347-1693 (448 amino acids)
Source: RefSeq, a predicted model, not a curated record